AAUCUGAAGUUGUUUUUCUGGCCGUCAUAUGGAAUCACUAAGAUAUCUUCACACUGCAUUCCUUUCAAGCUACGGAUUUAUUUUCACUCAGAUUAAUCAUCAUGGGCAGUUAAGAAAAGUAGGCUAGUUAUCUGCUGUGUGGAGGACUGAAGUUUAGUGAUACCCCUGGGGUGCCCUCCUCUAUUCCCGCUCAGGCAGUCCAACAAGUUUCCAGCACCAUGGCUGAAGAAGACUAUGGCAGCUUUGUGGACUGGAACCAGAUGGGUGAUCUGGCCAAGAGCAGCGGACCCACCAAGGUGGACUGCAAGGACUUGAAAGAGUUUAAACUGAUGGCUCGGCAGGGUUACUGGACCAAGAACCACAAACUGCGAGCGCAAGUCUACCAGCAGCUCAUCAAAUCUAUUCCCUGUCGUACAGUAACACCAGAUGCAGAAGUAUAUCGUGACAUUAUGGGAAAUGCAGCAACUAAGAAACCCUCCUCCAACAUCCCACUGCCGGACUUUGUGGAUGGAAGUCCUGUGCCGCACUACUGCCUGAAGGCAGAGGCAGUAGCCUCAGCCCAUCAGGUUAUCAACUGCCUGGCUGGACAGUUCCCAGACAUCUCCCACUGCCCAUCACUUCCGGCUGUUACUUCACUGCUCUUGCACUUCAGUGUAGAUGAAGCUCAGUGUUUUGAACAUGUCAGCCGCAUACUUGCCUGCAAUGAACCAGGCAAACGACUGCUGGACCAGACUUUCCUGGCUUAUGAGUCCAGCAGCAUGACUUUCGGUGAUCUGGCCAACAAGUACUGCACAGCUGCCCACAAACUGAUCGUGGCCACAGCCCAGGAUGUGUUGGAGGUCUAUUCAGACUGGCAGCGCUGGGUGCUCGGUGACCUGCCCUUUAGCCAUGUGGUCAGGGUGCUGGAUGUCUACCUAGUGGAGGGCUAUAAGAUUCUGUACCGUGUGGCUAUAGCCUUGCUCAAGUUCUAUCGCAAGCACAAGGCAGGAGCCCAGGGGGCGCAAGCGAACCAGCAGCAGCAGCAGCAGGAUUCAAGCAAAGUCAGGGCGGACAUUCAAACAUUUGUCAAAGGCAUUGCCUCCACCGUCACACCCGACAAAUUACUAGAGAAGGCCUUCUCCAUCCGUCUGUUCAGCCGCAAGGAGAUCACCCUGCUGCAGCUCACAAAUGAAAAGUCCCUGCAGCAGAAAGGAAUCACUGUCAAGCAGAAGCGGCGGAACGUGCAGCUGGCACUUAACCCGGACACCUUUUCCUCAGAGAUUGUCAGUGCCAAGGAGAUGCGGGACAUCUGGUCGUGGAUCCCUGAGCGUUUUGCCCUGUGCCAACCACAGCUCCUCUUCACCACUUCCAACCAUGGCUGCAGCUUGAACAGAUUCUACUCACAUUGUGAAGGCUACGAACCAACUCUGCUCCUCAUCCGGACCACAGAUAGCGAUGUAUGUGGAGCGUUCUUGUCCACAGAUUGGGAGGAGCGGAAGAGAGGAGGAAACAAAUUGAGCUUCUUUGGCACAGGGGAGUGCUUCGUCUUCAGGAUGAAGCCAGAAAUGGAGCGCUAUGAGUGGGUGGUGAUCCGCCACCCUGAGCUAGCCUCCUCCAUCAAGAACCAGGGCCAGGAGGACACAGCCCCCUCUGAGGGCCAAAACUCAGAUGGCAAUAGCCUGCAGCAGCCAGACAAACCUGCCGGAGAGCUGUCGCCCUUCCUCUCCGCCCGCCACUUUAACCUUAACUCUAAGAAUACUUCCAUGUUCAUGGCUGGAAACUUUGAUUCCAUCAUAGUGGGGGGAGGUGAAGGCAACGCUCUCUACAUUGACUCUGAGCUGAACCAUGGACGUACUGGCAAGUGUGCCACCUUUGACAACCCUCCCCUGUGUGCAGAGAGCUUCCAGGUUGCUCUGCUAGAAGUGUGGGGCUUCCAGGAUGCCAUGGCUUCAUAAUGCUGUACACACAAACAUAAAUGUUCAUCAAUACACUAUACAGACAUGGACACAUAUGUGCACUGAAAUGCACACAGAAUUUAACACUUAAACACAUCAAAGCAGAAAGUUAUGAUAUAAAAAGUCCAGCAAGGUUUUUGAGGUUGAAAACUCAGAUAUGCAAUCAGAACUAUAUCCGUCCUGCAAAUUCAUAUAUGAUUAAGAAGUAUUUUUUAUUUAUUAAUGCAGUUCAUCCAGAUUUCAGCAUACGAACAAAUUUGUGAUAUUUUUUGUUUUCUGUUUAUUUUUGUAUUUUACAGAUUUGUAUCAUGUUUUAUCACUAAUUAUGUUGUCUGCUAAUAUCAAGGACGUUUUCAGGAUAAACUAGACAUGUUCUGUAUCUAAAGGGUCUUUUAUGUCAGCUGUGAUGUGUACAUGUGCGUACUGAGCUGAAACUGUUCAAUUUCUGAAUGUAAAUUUGGUCUUCUAUGUCGUGUAGUUAAGCUCAAUCUGCCAAAUUCACAGUAAAAAAAGCUUUGCAGUCCUUAAAAAUUAUUAUUCUUUUCCAGGCCAUGUUGUAAACUAAGGUUUACUAUGAAAUAUGUGAAGUCAAGUGUUUUUUAAAUGUUGGAAUACAGAGAUUAAGAAGUAAUGGAGUUG
Molecule: messenger RNA, 2573 nt
Organism: Scomber japonicus (chub mackerel)
Lineage: Eukaryota; Metazoa; Chordata; Actinopteri; Scombriformes; Scombridae
Gene: tbc1d24
Product: TBC1 domain family, member 24
Exons: 7
Coding region: 219-1934 (571 amino acids)
Source: RefSeq, a predicted model, not a curated record